Molecule: messenger RNA, 354 nt
Organism: Chlorella variabilis
Lineage: Eukaryota; Viridiplantae; Chlorophyta; Trebouxiophyceae; Chlorellales; Chlorellaceae
Product: expressed protein
Exons: 4
Coding region: 1-354 (117 amino acids)
Source: RefSeq, a predicted model, not a curated record
AUGGGCGUCCCCAGGUCCGCGGUGCUCCUGCCGCUGCUGCUCCUCCUCCUGCUGAUGCCAACUGAGUGCCAGGAUGACCAACAGACAGAGGAGUUGGAAGACGAGUCGCUGGCCCGCUUGGGCCUGUUGAAACAGCGGGACGCGAUAGACAACUGGGCAGAUUUUGCGGCCGCCACAAACAUCCGCGGGUGGGACCAGGCCACUCCCAUCUGCAGCUGGACGGGCGUGUUCUGCAUCAGCACGUCCACAGUUGAUGGCUUCUCAGUAUCGCUGGCUUGCGACAAGGAGAUGUCGGGAGCCAGCCUGUGCGCUCCCACGCCGGCCACCGGCACCCUUAUCCUUGACGUCCCUUGA